AUGGCAACGAUUCAUCUGGUGAAGGCAGCAUAUGUGCGCCUGCUGCAUCAGGUGUACGUCACAGGGCACAGCGAUCGAGCCACUGCUGAAAUCCGCGACCCCACCAAUGGAAUCUGGCCGCAGGAGCUGCCACGACGGGAAGGGGGAGCAGCCGGAGGGGUGACAGGAGGAGCAGGAGGGGUUGGGGAGACAGGAGGAGGUGGAGGAGGAGGAGUGGGAGCGGGGUUGGGAGGUUUCGAUCCGACAAGAAGACACAAUCGGGAUAACAAAGACAGCCGCUAUCGUCCAAUAUCAAUUGGAUCGUCAGCAGCACUCACAGUGGCAGCAGCAGGUCUCUUUCCCCUCAACCCCUCAUCUGCCGAACCUCGCCCGUGCCUCAUAGAGGAUCUAAUCUCCGAGUUACAGCUGGCAGCAUCUGAGGAGUUUGACCACGCGCCGCCCGAAGGCUCCGCACAGCAUUUCGUGGCAACAGCAGCACUGCCCAUGCUGACAUCCUACUUUAAACGCCACUUCAUUGCUCGAAGAGCCAACCUGCCAGAUUCCCACCGGGUGCUUCUGGACCAAUUAGCAGACGCCAUCUGGCAUCUCUGUGGCAAGCUCCCUCCCUCGCAGCGCGACGCCCCCUUGAGAUGUAUCGAGGAGAUGAAAGCUGCUGGUGCGGUUUCUAGAUUCGACUACGGCCCGUCAUCUCUGCCGUAUUUUGUCGAUCGGGCAGCGGUGAGUCGUGCCCGAGGCACAGAGCUUCAGCGCAAGGGGCAGAUUUUCAAAGCGAAUUGGGUGAAUUUCUGCCGCUUGUUCUCGCAGAAGCUAGAUAUUUCCGACCUGCAGACCAUGGAAGGGUCGGGAGCGCGACACCUGGCGCUCAUGCUGACUCAGCGCCGGCCGGUUGACGUGUCAUACUCCCCACCGUUCCACUAUUAUAAUGUGGUGCCGCAGCUGACGAGCCUGCUGUCGAGCCCUAAGGUGCUGAUGAUGGUGGUGGUGGCAGCAGCAGCGGUGGUGGCGGGGGUAGUACCAGUGCUGACGCUGGUGCAACAAGUGCUGCUGGUGCUGCAAGUGGUGAUGGUGAUGAGGGAGGAGGAGGGAGAGGCGGGGGAGGAGAGGGAGGAGAGGGAGGAGAGGGAGGAGGAGGAGGAGGAGGAGGUGGAGGAGGAGAAGGAGGAGGAGGAGGAGGAGGAGGAGGAGGAGGAGGAGGAGGAGGAGGAGGAGGAGGAGGAGGAGGAGGAGGAGGAGGAGGAGGAGGAGGAGGAGGAGGAGGAAGAGGGGUAG
This is a messenger RNA of Closterium sp. Naga37s-1, 1269 nucleotides long. The record is from the annotation of a GenBank genome assembly. NCBI's taxonomy places the organism in Eukaryota, Viridiplantae, Streptophyta, Zygnematophyceae, Desmidiales, Closteriaceae.